This is a messenger RNA of Aspergillus thermomutatus, 1551 nucleotides long. Its product is annotated as sugar porter family MFS transporter. Bases 1 to 1551 code for a protein of 516 amino acids. The transcript is spliced from 3 exons. NCBI's taxonomy places the organism in Eukaryota, Fungi, Ascomycota, Eurotiomycetes, Eurotiales, Aspergillaceae. Gene Ontology annotation, molecular function: carbohydrate:proton symporter activity. Gene Ontology annotation, cellular component: membrane. The record is from RefSeq and is a predicted model, not a curated record. Gene Ontology annotation, biological process: carbohydrate transport; transmembrane transport.
AUGGGUUUCUUCCAGAAUUAUCGUGUCUAUAUCCUUACGACAGUGGCUUACUCCGGCUCACUGCUUUUUGGCUAUGAUACCGGUGUCAUGGGCAGCGUCCUCGCCCUGGACAGCUUCAAAAGAGAUUUUGGACUCCCCAGCGGCUCGGACGGAUUUGCGUCAUCGAAGAAUGCCCAAGUAUCCUCCAAUGUCGUGUCGCUGCUGACGGCCGGUUGCUUCUUCGGUGCCAUCUUCGCCGCCGUUUUGAACGACCGCCUCGGGCGUCGCGUGUCUCUCAUGAUCUUCUCGCUAGUCUUCCUAAUUGGAGCGGCUAUCCAGGUCGGAGCUCAUCAUGAGAUUGGUAUGAUAUACGGCGGUCGUGUGGUGGCUGGACUAGGCAUCGGCGGCAUGUCGAGCAUCACCCCAGUCUUCGUGAGUGAGAACUGCCCUGCAAAUAUCCGUGGGCGUGUGGCCGGUCUCUUUCAGGAGUUUCUGGUGAUCGGAAGCACGUUCGCAUACUGGCUCGACUACGGGGUUUCUCUGCACAUCCCGACAAGUACAAAGCAAUGGCGUGUCCCGGUCGCUAUCCAGCUCAUCCCCGGUGGGCUGAUGUUCAUCGGACUCUUUUUCCUCAAAGAAUCACCUCGCUGGCUGAUGAGCAAGGGUCGCUAUGAAGAAGCCCUCCAAUCUCUAGCUUACAUCCGAAACAAACCUGCGAACGAUGAGGAAGUGGAGAAAGAGAUGGCUGAGAUCAGAACGUCCAUUGAAGACGAGCUGGCAGCGACCGAGGGGCUCACCUGGAAAGAAUUCCUGCAGAAGAGUAACCGGAAUCGUUUCCUGUUCGCAGUUGUGCUCAUGUUCUGGCAGCAGUUCAGCGGCACAAAUUCAAUCGGUUAUUAUGCUCCUCAGAUCUUCCAGACGAUCGGCCUGAGCGCGACAAGUUCAUCCCUCUUUGCUACCGGCGUCUAUGGAACAGUCAAGGUCGUCGCCACAGCGAUUUUCUUGCUCAUCGGUAUCGACCGAUGGGGCCGGAAGCCAAGUCUGAUUGGCGGCGCUGCCUGCAUGGCGACCAUGAUGUUCAUCAUUGGGGCUGUCUUAGCCACGCACCCGCCCGAUCCAAACGCCUCCGGGGUAUCCCAGGCUUCCAUCGCCAUGGUCGUGAUGAUUUAUCUUUAUGUCAUCUGCUAUUCGACCUGGGGACCUGUUCCAUGGGUCUAUAUUGGCGAGAUUUUUCCGACCCGUCUUCGUGCAUACGGCGUUGGUCUCGGAGCCACAAGUCAGUGGCUUUUCAAUUUCGUCGUAACCGAGAUUACCCCUCGUGCUGUCAACAACAUUGGUUGGCGGACAUUCCUCAUGUUCGGCAUCUUCUGUGUGGCCAUGGGCCUGUUCAUUCUCUUCUUUGCCAAGGAGACUAAAGGUCGUAGCCUAGAAGAGAUGGAUGUCCUCUUUGGCGCAGUCGAUGGAAACGAGAGACACGCCGCGGUGAAACAUGCCCUGCACAAGAGUGUUGCAACACACGCUGAAAAUAUCGACAGGGAAGCUGGAGGCCAGACCCAGCAGGACAAGGUCUAG